CAUCAGCGCCGCGCUGACUGAAUCCCGUGGCGGAGGGGCUGCUGGUGGCUGUUUCGCUGAGGGUCGCUGUCCUGCCGGCGGCAUGUUACCGGCUGUGAAAACUGAGGAUGCGGAAGAGGAGUACGCGGAGGAUUGUCCUGAAUUGGUCCCCAUUGAGACCAACCACCAAGAAGAAGAGGAAAAUCUUGACUUCAUCAAUAAGAUUCCAGUCACAAUUAUCACCGGGUAUUUAGGUGCUGGAAAGACAACACUUCUGAACUAUAUUUUGACAGAACAACAUAAUAGAAAAAUAGCAGUCAUUUUAAAUGAAUUUGGAGAAGGAAGUGCAAUAGAGAAAUCCUUAGCUAUCAGUCAAGGUGGAGAACUCUAUGAAGAAUGGCUGGAACUUAGAAACGGUUGUCUCUGCUGUUCAGUGAAGGACAAUGGCCUUAGAGCUAUAGAGAAUCUGAUGCAGAAGAAGGGAAAGUUUGAUUACAUACUCUUAGAGACUACUGGGCUAGCAGAUCCUGGUGCAGUGGCUUCUAUGUUUUGGGUUGAUGCUGAAUUAGGGAGUGAUAUUUAUCUUGAUGGUAUCAUAACUGUUGUAGAUUCAAAAUAUGGAUUUAAAGUAAGUUGAGCAAAUAGAAGUUGGUAAUUGUCAACGAGUAGGAAUGGAGUGGGGGUGGUUCU
Psammomys obesus (fat sand rat) is the source of this 669-nucleotide messenger RNA. RefSeq names its product zinc-regulated GTPase metalloprotein activator 1. Lineage: Eukaryota; Metazoa; Chordata; Mammalia; Rodentia; Muridae. Bases 83 to 616 code for a protein of 177 amino acids. The transcript is spliced from 6 exons. Gene Ontology annotation, cellular component: cytoplasm. The record is from RefSeq and is a predicted model, not a curated record.